GGGCACGCUUGUCGAGCUCUCGAACUCGUGUUCUGAUUGGCUCCUGUCAGGUGUCGGCUCCCGUCCGUGAUUUCCGGUUCCGGUGAGCGUAUCGGUGGUUUGUUCGGCGGCGGUGGCGAUGCGGCGGGUGACGUUGUUCGUUAACGGGAACCAUCGACACGGCAAGGUUGUUGCUGUGUACGGCGCUCUGUCUGACCUGCUGUCUGUUGCCAGUAGCAAGCUGAGUAUUAAGGCAGCCCACCUCUACAACGGGAAGGGUGGUCUCAUAGACGAUAUUGCACUGAUCAGAGAUGACGAUGUAUUGUAUGUGUCUGAAGGGGAGCCAUUUAUAGACCCUGAGGCAGACAGGAAGGACGUUGAUGACCAAUCUGUGAUGUGUACUGACUGGAUAACACUAAACGUCGGCGGCCAGUACUUCACCACGACGCGGAGCACCCUAGUGAACAAGGAGCCGGAGAGUAUGCUUGCACACAUGUUCCGGGACAAAAUAGGUGCGUGGGGUAACAAGAAAGAUCAUCAGGGAGGCUUCCUCAUUGAUCGUAGCCCGGAGUACUUCAUGCCCAUCCUAAACUACCUGCGCCAUGGACAACUCAUUGUGAACAAAGGCCUCAACUUACUAGGAGUACUUGAGGAGGCAAAAUUCUUUGGCAUAGACUCUCUAAUUGAACAGUUGGAGCAACUAAUUAAGAACUCGCUACCGGCUGAAGACCAUUCUCCCAUUUCCCGGAAGGAGUUUGUCCGGUUUCUGUUAGCCACGCCAACAAAAUCAGAGCUUCGAUGUCAGCAGGGUCUGAAUUUCAGAGGGACAGACUUAUCCCGACUAGAUCUUCGGUACAUCAACUUUAAGAUGGCUAACCUCAGUAACUGUAACCUCAGCCACGCAAACCUCUGCAGUUCGAACCUGGAGCGAGCAGACCUGUCGGGCGCCAUCCUAGAUGGUGCCAAUCUCCAAGGGGUGAAAAUGCUGUGCUCCAAUGCGGAGGGGGCAUCGCUGAGAGGGUGCAACUUUGAGGAUCCUUCAGGUCUCAAGGCUAAUUUGGAAGGUGCAAACCUGAAAGGAGUAGACAUGGAAGGAAGCCAAAUGACUGGGAUUAACCUGAGAGUGGCCACCCUGAAGAAUGCCAAGCUGAAGAACUGCAACCUUCGAGGGGCCACGCUAGCAGGAACAGACCUGGAGAAUUGCGAUCUCUCUGGCUGCGACCUGCAGGAGGCCAACCUACGAGGGUCCAACGUGAAGGGAGCCAUUUUCGAAGAGAUGCUGACACCUUUACACAUGUCCCAGAGUGUGAGAUAAGAGGAGAAGCGGGGAGCGAGGUACCUCCCCCAGACAAGAGUGCAGAUCACCUCCGGUGCAGUGUUUAGCAAACUGAUUCGGAAUCUAUUUAAAUGCCGAAGUAUUGCUUUUACCCGCCACCUUUCCCUCAAGAGGUGACCCCUUUCUGCCAUUGCAUCGCACACCUGGGAACCAAGUUACUUUUGUUUUGAGUUUAACCAGUAGAGCUUCCAUACUGGUUUGUGGAGCAGAUUUUUAAAAUGUUUACACACACACGCACACGCACACAUGCACGCACGCACCCACACACACACACACACACACACAGGGCAGGGGGGUCAAGUUAGAAGUUCGUAUGCUGUCAGUUUGUUAAGCAUGGGACCCAAGGGCGAGAUACAUACAUGUUUGAGCCUGCUUCUACCUUAUUCUCUGUAAUACACACACGAAUGGUACUUGCAGAAUAAGGGAGAGUAGCAGGAACGUGCAGGGAUGACCCAGCACUUUCCCAUCUGGCUCCCAUCACACCACAUCACCGAUGUAAGGUAGGAGAUAUUUUGCACAGUCUGCAUGCUGCAGGAACACAGUGUCAGAAAAUUAGUUGAACUCCAGUGUGGAUCAUAUCAAGAAGUUCUCCUCUAGCAGCUUUGCUUUCUGCAUACAGUGGUAUGAACCUCUGUAAUAUGUAGAUAAGAAUAUAUUUCAAUCAGUGUUAACGAGGUAUCGUGGUCCAGUUCUAGCCCCAUUGCUGCUCGUUUUUGUUUUGGGUGCAAACACUCGGCCACUAUACCUCCUGUAUCUAUUAAAGUGGCCACUGAGUGUGUGUUUGUGGUCUGCUGCUGUAGCCCAUCAACGUGUUGUGUGUUCAGAGAUACUCUUCUGCACACCCCUGUUGUAACGUGUGGUUAUUUGAGUUACUGUCGCCUUCCUGUCAGCUUGAACCAGUCUGGCCUCUCUCAUUAACAAUCUUCUUUUGUCCCUAGAACUUCUGCUCACUGGAUGUUUCUUUGCUUUUCACACCAUUCUCUGUAACCUCUAGACAAACCAUCUCGUCAGGCACCAAUAUGCUCAAAGUCACUUAGAUCUGAUGUUUGGUCUGAACACUCUUGACCAUGUCUGCAUGCUUUUAUGCAUUGAGUUGCUGCCACAUGAUUGGCUGUUUAGUUUUUUGCAUUAACAAACAGGUGUGCAGGUGUACCCAAUGAAAUGGCCACUUGAGUGUACAACUUUAGAGAACCCGGAACGGCCCUUUGGCCCACAGUGUUGUACUGAACAAAUUAAAUUAAUAAUCGAAUAGCCAACUAAACCAAUCCCUCUGGAUGUCCAUAUCCUUUCACAUUUACAUGCCUAUCUAUAGGUCUCUUAAAAGUCCCACAUGUAUCUGCCUGCUACCAAUCCAGGCAUUCCAGACACCCACCAUUCAUUCUCUGUGUUCAAAAAAAAACUUAACCCCUCUCACCUUAAAUGCAUUCUCUCUGGUUUUAGGCAUUUCAACUCUGGAAAAAGACACUGUCUGUCUUCCUUGUCUAUGCCUGUCAUAAUCUUAUAAACCCAUCUCAGAUCUCCUUUCAGCUUGUGUGUUUUCUAUACAAGGCAAUGGGUUCACCAGUGGGCAAUCCACUGAGCUGAGGCUGGCUUUUUCUGUUCCUGGCUCUGAAGGCAGCGGCCUGUUGGCUGAGAAUCGGGCUGGAGUUGUACGGUCUAGGGCUACUACCGUAAACACCUUCGUGUUCCUCCUCAACCCAACGAGAACAGUUUAAAUACCGGUAUUUAUAUAGCACCUUAUUCCUCAAAGUGUUGUUUAAACUGACAGUGAAGACUUCGAUUUGAGGUGACCUUUGGAGACUCUAUGAAGGUGGUUGUGUUUGAGUUUUGUCCUGUGUUGUGUACAGGAAAACUCAGUAGGUCAUGCAUUAUUUAUGUUCCAGCUCUGUGAAAGUGAGAUCCCACAAGCAGCAAGCAGUGCUCACCUACUUUGCCAUAAACUCUAAUAAGAAGGGCCACAGGAUGGGGUGAUGCAUUUACAACAUAGUGGCUGUGAAAGUUAACCCUUCCAUGAAUUACCGGCCGAUCCCCUCACCUCCCAGGCUGGUUGCUCCGGGCGUAGCUUGGCAAGGCAGCACUCUGCGCAUUGAGGUAAGCCGGCCUUCGUGGAGCUCCGCGCACAAAGCAUCGAGCUGGUCCCGUUUGCUCAAUGCCUUUGUGAACUUUUGGCACACACGGCUACUGUUCCAGCCAUGAUCGUCCGCAAAGCUCCACUAAAGCAUCAACACCAUCCUGUAGAGCAGGGAGUUCCCAGCCCGGGGUCCUCAGAAGUCUCUUGGGUCCAAGGUUGGGAACCCCUGCUGUAGAGAGAGGGAGAGGAAGGUGAACAAUAGUCACUCACAACACUAAGAAGGAACACAACCUUACUGUUGCUGUUCUGAACUUCUCCCCAUUCAGUUUCAAUUAACCAAUUCAUUGUUCAUUAAAGAAUCUGUUGGGAUCCUGAACCAUUGUUAUUCUUCAUUAUUUGUUUUAAUGUACUUGUUUGUUUAGGCAAAUAUUUCAAAGACAGCUUAAUUUAUAUUAAAAUAAUGUUACU
Messenger RNA from Hypanus sabinus (Atlantic stingray), 3854 nucleotides. RefSeq names its product BTB/POZ domain-containing protein KCTD9. Gene Ontology annotation, biological process: multicellular organism development; intracellular signal transduction; protein homooligomerization. The transcript is spliced from 12 exons. Gene Ontology annotation, molecular function: hormone activity. The record is from RefSeq and is a predicted model, not a curated record. Gene Ontology annotation, cellular component: extracellular region. Lineage: Eukaryota; Metazoa; Chordata; Chondrichthyes; Myliobatiformes; Dasyatidae. The coding region runs from base 119 to 1294 and encodes 391 amino acids.